ACUCAAAUUUAUUGUCCACCUGUAGUGGUAGACACACGCACAUACGUACGUAUCUACAAACGUGCGUGGAUAUAGGCUCCUCUACUCACAUCCAGCGAAGGUUGGGACAAUGAAGGGGGGUAACCUCGGAGCGCUUCUUCUCCCAGUGCUACUGCUGCUUAGUGGACAUGUCAAGGCUAACUACGGAAUAAAAACGAACAAGCUGACUUUCCUCUCCCAAUCGGAACAGUGCAAAAAGGAAAUCAACUUCUAUGAAGAAGGGAAUUCAUUCUUUAUACGAAACAAGGACAACACAUAUUUAGAGGUCCAAGAGAAGGUGACAGCCGCAGGGAGUUUGAAUGUGUUUGGGACUGUUCACACGAAUGAGUACCGUGCGUUUGAGCAGAAGCAGUGGACUUUGCACCACCUGGACACGUUCGACCGGAAGGAAAAUGCCUGGAUCCCUUCGGACAUCAGCACAUGCGGAAAUUCCCCCGACACGUUUCUGGGCGGACCCUGCAUAUUCGGCGCCGUGGAGGCCUACACCACCGUUAGAGACAUACCAAAGCACAACGCACUGAAGGUUAAAUUAAGGGUUCACUUUUUUGACGCCUGGGAAGGCGAUUCACUUUUUCUUCAAGCUGAUAGGAAAACCAUCUGGGCGGAAUCACACAAAUCGAACCCUGCAGAAAAGGGCGUUGGUGACGGAAUAAACCUCUGCGGGAAGGAGACCCCCGAUCGGUUAUCAGUUAGUGCAAACUCGGAAACGAUCACCGUCCCUGUGGACGUCGAAUUCGAGCACUCCUCAGACACGGUUAGCAUACUAAUUGGGAGCACUUUAAAAAAAACAAACGAUGCUUGCACCACCUCGUGGGGAAUAGACGACCUGCACGUCUACUACAAGUAG
Molecule: messenger RNA, 886 nt
Organism: Plasmodium coatneyi
Lineage: Eukaryota; Apicomplexa; Aconoidasida; Haemosporida; Plasmodiidae
Exons: 7
Coding region: 110-886 (258 amino acids)
Source: RefSeq, a predicted model, not a curated record